This is a messenger RNA of Notothenia coriiceps (black rockcod), 2169 nucleotides long. RefSeq names its product zinc finger CCCH-type containing 10 (gene zc3h10). The coding region runs from base 307 to 1941 and encodes 544 amino acids. The transcript has 3 exons. The record is from RefSeq and is a predicted model, not a curated record. Gene Ontology annotation, biological process: regulation of RNA splicing. Gene Ontology annotation, molecular function: RNA binding; metal ion binding. NCBI's taxonomy places the organism in Eukaryota, Metazoa, Chordata, Actinopteri, Perciformes, Nototheniidae.
GGCAGAACAACACACAUAAGAAACGGAGAAGAAGAUGCCUGUCUUCUUCGUCGGUAGCAUUCAUGCAUUAGGAAAUGUGGUAAACAGCACCAAGGGCCUCGAAGACAUUUCCAAUAAUAAAAAUAAGUAGCUUAAUGCUUUUGUCAGUCGAGACAGCUGUAUCAUUAUUUAGGGGAUAGGAGCAGAACGUUUCUGCGUGGGAGUCCCUUGACUAUUCUCUGGAUCCUGCUUCUAGUUUCUAUUUGGUCACGCCCACCCCCCUCACACACAUGAGUGCUGUUUUCUCCUUGAGCUGGGCCAAGCGCCAUGCCUGAUCGGGACAGCUCCUACCUGUCAGGUGGCAGUGGGAGUGGGGGUAGUCUGGGUGAGGAAGGAGGACCUGGGUCUGCAGGGGGCUCAGCCGAGGGCAGAGGGGGCUCAGGAGGAGGUGGCAACGGCUCUGGGAGCAUGGGGGGAGGAGGAGCUCUCGGAAAUGGUACCAGUUGUGGGAAUGGUGGAGGUGGGGGGCAAGGCUCAGGACUGGCAAUAGGAGGUGUCUGCAGGGACUUCAUACGCAAUGUCUGCAAGAGGGGAAAGCGCUGCCGCUUUAAACACCCAGACUUUAACGAAGUUCCAGAUUUGGGAGUGCAAAAAAAUGAAUUCAUUUUCUGUCAUGACCACCAGAACAAGGAGUGUAUGCGCUCCAACUGCCGCUUUGUCCACGGAUCUAAAGAGGAUGAGGACUAUUACAAGAAAACAGGAGAGCUACCCCUCAGACUAAGAGGGAAAGUUGCAGCACGACUAGGCCUGUCCCCCAUCGAUCUCCCCCAUAGCCGUGGGGAAGUCCCUAUCUGCAGAGACUUUCUAAAGGGAGAGUGCCAGAGGAGCAAUAAGUGUAAAUUUCGUCAUGUCCAAAAAGACUUUGAAUAUGAGCCAUCAAGGGUUGGAGUGGGUGGCGUGAUAGGGCCAGGGCCCACUGGAAUGGUGAAUGCUGGGGGAGGGAUAGGUGUUGGAGCAGGAGGUCCCUGUGGAGGAAUGCAAGGACUUGUGGGAGGUGGAAGUGGAAGUAACAUGAUGGGGAUGGGCUGCCCCAUCCUGGGCGGUUGCAGAGAUCCCGGUAUCACAGGAGUUGGGGGGGUAGGUGUAGGUGGGAUGAGCACUUGUCUGUCCAUGAAUUCUACAGGCCAACGACGGUAUGAAAGGAGCUCAGUGUAUGACCCUCUGCUUGAAAGUGGGCUGUUUGAUGCAAGCUCUCUGGAGGCCUCUAUGGACCACACUGCUCUACAGUUGAAGAGGCGACGGUUGGAGGGGCUGCGCCUGGCAGAUGUGACUGGAGGUGUGCACUACGAGCUGGGACUUCAUGCCACCUUGCCACCCCGUCCUCUGGAGUUCAGGUUCCUGGAGGAAGAUAACUGCCUGCUGAGGAAAAGAGUGGAAGAGUUGAAGAAGCAGGUUUCAAAUCUAAUUGCCACAAAUGAGGUUCUUCUGGAUCAGAACGCCCAGUUCCGCAGCCAGGGCAAGGUGAUGACGAUGUCCUCCACUCCUGUGCCCACUGAGCAGAGUCUGGUUCCCCCUUUGGGUGCAAUAGGUUCCUACAAUCAUAGCAUUGCCCAGACUCACACCACCCUGAGCAGCGCUGGAUUGCAACCUCGGCCUGUCACCCAGCAAGAUAUGGUAGUUUCUUCCGGCGCCCCUUCAGCGCCCCCUACUAGCGCCCAACCUUCAGUCCCUCUGCCUCACCUCAACCCUGAGAUCACCCCCCUGUCAGCCGCUCUUGUACAGACCAUUGCCCAAGGAAUGGCGCCACCUGUUUCUAUGGCCCCGGUGACUGUAUCUGUGGCAUCAGUGGCAGUGUCCAUGACGCAGCCGAUGCCUGGUAUCACCAUGAGUCACGCCACCACCCCAAUGGUGUCGUACCCUAUUGUGAGUCAAAGCAUGAGGAUCACCACUCUCCCACACUGAUAAAGUGCAGGGCUGUAGAACCCACACAUCAGACUCUAGCAUUCUUAAAGGUGGGGCAGGUAAUUUUGGAGAAACCAGCUCGAGUGCGUUAGAAUUUGAAAAUACACAACCGGAAAAAAUUGUCUUUGUGAUGUUGCCAUAAAACUGGCCGGGCUGGCUAAAAUGAUUGGUCGUGCUUUUUACAGUACCACGGCUUCCACAGAUGACAUUUUUUUAUGGAUUUUUUGU